AUGAACGUGUUACUAUCGCCACAACCCCCGCUCUUUCCUCAUCAACACGAAGCCCCCCGAUUGUCCCCUCCUCGCUCUGCCUCUCCCUUCGCAAACAUGGCGGGCUCCCGAAAACGCAAGGCGGACGACCACGACGCCGACGAGAUGUCCGUGUCCCCGCGAAGCUCGCCCGCAAUCCCAGCCCGCCAGCUUUCACGACCGUCGAAGAAGGUGCGAGCCACGGAAAUCACGGGAAGGCCUCUGUCGCUGCCUCGUCUGCUCGAGACGCUCGACACGACCCAACUGCGGACUGUUCUCCAAACAAUUUGCGAGCGCCAUCCAUCCAUCGGACAGGAGGUUGUCAAUGGCGCACCCCGACCAACGGUUGUCUCGGCUCUUGAUGUGCUGGGAGAAUACCAGCACAAGUUACAGUCCUCUAUCCCGUACGGCCAGUCCAGCUCCGACUACGCAUACUACCGUGUCAGGGCGCCCCUGCUAGCGCUGGUGGAUGCUAUCGCGGACUUUACACCCCAAUACCUGCCCCCCACCGAGGCCCAAACCACCGCUUCUCUCCAGUACCUUGACGGCGCCACCAAGAUUAUCCAUGGACUCCCAGACUGGAGCAGUCAGAGCCACAGGCAGCACAAGGACAACGCCUACGACGAGAUCUCGAGGGCAUGGGCGCUAGUGAUUAGCGAGGCCUCGAAGAGAGGCGGAGGGUUCGUCCUACACACGGCAGGAUGGGAUCAGACCCUAGCCAAGCAUAACCAGCAGUCGGGAGGGCGGUUGACUGUCGCUAUGCAGUCUAUGGCAUCCAAUGUCACCUGGGCCGGCGGUGCGCCGCAACAAGGCUCAGGCAGCGAUCAGAGCUCGAUUCUCAACCAGCUCGUCAACGGAACGUAUGGAAACCCAGUCCGGGUUGGACCAUGGUAG
Gaeumannomyces tritici R3-111a-1 is the source of this 912-nucleotide messenger RNA. RefSeq lists its product as hypothetical. The transcript has 2 exons. Gene Ontology annotation, cellular component: nucleus. The record is from RefSeq and is a predicted model, not a curated record. The coding region runs from base 1 to 912 and encodes 303 amino acids. Gene Ontology annotation, biological process: nuclear protein quality control by the ubiquitin-proteasome system; proteasome localization. Lineage: Eukaryota; Fungi; Ascomycota; Sordariomycetes; Magnaporthales; Magnaporthaceae.